Messenger RNA from Lachancea dasiensis, 2394 nucleotides. The record is from the annotation of a GenBank genome assembly. NCBI's taxonomy places the organism in Eukaryota, Fungi, Ascomycota, Saccharomycetes, Saccharomycetales, Saccharomycetaceae.
AUGUUUGAAAAAGGGUUGAGGCGACUGGGGGUCGUAAGGCGGUUUUUUUCAGCGAAAACUGACACUUCAUUGGUGAGGAAUAUUGGAAUAAUAGCACACAUCGAUGCCGGUAAGACUACCACCACUGAGCGCAUGCUUUACUUCAGCGGUAAGACAAAAAGGAUAGGUAACGUUGAUGAGGGAGACACUAUCACCGACUUUUUGCCUCAAGAGCGCCUAAGAGGCAUUACAAUCCAAAGUGCCGCGAUCUCUUUUAACUGGCAGAACAAGUUCAGAAUCAAUUUGAUUGAUACUCCGGGCCAUGCAGACUUUACCUUUGAGGUCAUAAGAUCUUUGAAAGUGCUGGACGGAUGCGUAACUAUUCUAGAUGCGGUAGCUGGUGUAGAAGCACAGACUGAAAAAGUGUGGAAACAAGCCAAGGGUAUACCGAAGGUGUGCUUCAUCAACAAGAUGGAUCGUGCUGGUGCCGGUUUCAGUCGUACGGCAAAAGAGAUAAUUGCUAAACUGAAUACUCGUAUUUUACUUGUAAAUACCCCCAUUUUCACUGCGGACCCUGUUUCAAGGGAACCGGUGUUUGAAGGUGUGUUGGACGUUGUAGCACAAAAGGUGUUGAGGUGGGAUUCUAAAGACCCACUAAAGGUGUCUGUCGAGGAGGUAACAGUGGACUCUCAGUAUUGGAGUGAACUUGUACAGCUGAGGGAAUCCAUGAUCGAAACAUUAAGUGAGUUUGACGAGGAACUGGUGGAAUAUUUUCUGGAGACCGCAGAAGGCGAAUACAUGAGAAUACCUUACGAUGUUCUGAUCAAAUCAAUUCGAAAACUUACGCUGGCUAACUUUGCUACUCCCAUACUUUGCGGAGCCUCAUUUCGUAACAUGGGCGUCCAACCAUUGUUAGAUGCUGUUGUCAAUUAUCUUCCGUCACCAUUGGAAGCCAAAAAGCCAGAAAUCAACACAGACGUCUCCAUCGAAGUGAGUCAAAAAGGAGGCGCUGUCGUCAAUAAAAACAAUAACUUAUGUGUGGCACAGGCCUUUAAGGUAAUUACAGACCCCAUCAGAGGAAUUAUGAUUUAUGUUAGGGUUUAUGCCGGGUGCUUAAAUAGCGGGUUCACCGUUUACAAUUCGAGCACCGGUGCCAAAUUCAAAAUCGGAAAACUGGUUGUAAUGCACGCCAAUGUUGCAGAAGAAGUCAAGGAGCUGAGAUGUGGCGAAAUUGGUGUAUUGACGGGCUCAACCGUUUCCGAAAAUGUUAGGACGGGUGACACAAUUGUGACGCACUGUAUUAAAAAGGAUGGUCUUAGAUCGCUAGACAAAAUAAAAGAAUUGGGGCUAAAAAUCAAUCCGAUCGAGACGCCGCCGCCUGUGUUCAGCGCCGCUAUUGAGCCCAGGACCCUGGGUAACAAAAAGAUGAUGGAAGAUUCCAUUUCUAAGCUUAUAAGGGAAGAUCCUAGCUUGCAUGUUAGUGUCGAUGAGGAGACUGGCCAAACGCUGCUCAGCGGAAUGGGUCAGCUGCAUCUGGAAAUUGCCAAGGAUAGACUUCUUAACGAGCUCAAUGCUGACGUGGAAGUUGGAAAAGUCAUGGUCUCCUACAAAGAAACGAUAAAUGCAUGCUGCGAGGUCCAAGAUUUAGAAACUGAGGAUGGCUUUAAAUUUUCUAUUACUGUUGAACCACUAGAAGUUGCUAGAGCAUCGAAAAAUCAUGAUGAUCUUUGGCAGUCGCUUUCAUUGGAUGAUAAUUUUCUGAUUAUGGAAGGCCAAUUGAAUCAUGGUCAGGAGUGGCCUUUUCAAGUGACCCUUGAACAGAUCACAAGUGCCUUGAUAUCAAGCAGUAUUGCUGCCUUACAGAAAAGCGGCAAGAUUGCCAAUUUUCCGUUGCACUCAUGUGUUGUAAGAGUUAAAAGUGGCUGGACCAUCCCCUUAGAUGAAACUUCGGUGUCCAAGAUUCUCACUCAGACCAGAAUGUUAAUCUUCGAAGCUUUGAACAAACUUGAAAAAUCAGAGUUUGCGGUGUUGGAACCUAUAAUGCAUAUCAGUGUGAAUGUGAAGCAAGGUGAUAUGGGUCAUGUUUUACAGGACUUAACUGGUGCUCGGAAAGCCAACAUUCUGUCCAUAGACGAUGAAUACGAUAUGAAUAGCGGGGAAAACGUGGAUGUAAAAUUCCAAAAAAUAGCCGAAGAUCAAUACCUGCCAAAAGAUUCAACGAUGGGCAAGGCCAGUAUUUCGAGUAGCGCAACAGCCAAUAAGACUAUCAGAGCUUUGGUGCCACUUAAAGAGAUGGUGACAUAUAUGAACCGGCUGAGAAGUUUAACACAAGGCAGUGGAAGCUACCAUAUGGGCUAUCAUGGGAUGGAGCAGGUAACCACUGAUCGAUUACCCAACAUUUUGGAGAAUUAUUAA